GAUGUUUGACACACAAGUUCCUGUCUACAUUUCCUUGUCUUCUCAAACAAACACAUUUGGGUGAAAGAGGCCACAGCAUUCAACAGAGGAGAACACAUAUGAACCAGAUUAAGAAGGAAAGCUUCACUUUUCCACUAAAAGCUCUAGUUCUCUUUAUGUAUUAUGAACCACAACGUCAUCUUAAAAUCCCUCUUAAUGCUUAUGUUCAUUUUGCAAGUGCGGCUUGAUGAACCAAACUUGGCAUCAAAGGUAACAGGAACCCUGGGCAAAGAUGUAAAACUCAAUUUCAUCUUCAAGAACAUCUCCAGAGAGAACAUCUCAAGUGUUACACUUAACAAAGGCGAAAAAGUCAACAAAAAGAUCUCUGAUUGUGUUCAGCAGGGUCACAGCAACUGCUCACAAAACCAGCACUGCAUCUUGAACGUAGCUUCUAAAGAGGCUUCUUUCUGCAUCCAAAAUCUGACAUUAGAACACGGUGGAGUUUAUUGGGCUACUUUAUUCUCCAAGAACAAACAAACCCCACUACUACACAGCAACAAGUUAUCUUUGCACCUGAACAUAGAGAACCAUACCACAGUGCCUCCACAAAGCAUUCACACCACAGAGGGUCCCACCACAAGCAACAUAAACAUAUUUUACAUCAUCCUUGCUGGACUUGUAGUGCCAAUAAUUGUGUUCAUCUCUGGACUGCUUGUUUGGUUCUGCUGGAUCCUUUUGCACUCAGAUCCCAGCCAGCAAAAUGACCUUGCAGCAAAGUCACAGAUGACAGAGGAGAAUUCCAAAGCCACUGUUGCUGUGCAUUCAGUGGAGUAUGGCAUACUGGACUUCCACAGUCACCACACGGGAGGAGAGGGCCCCAAUCAUAGGCCAGACAUCGUGAUUAGAUCUACAGAUUCAGUCGAGUAUGCAGCCAUCACCUUCCAACGACCACAACAGGGGCUUGUGGGAGAUAAGGCCGAUUUGUACAGCAGCACACAUCACAUCAUUUGAUGAAGGUUGUGCUGCACGUGUGUUUGGAAACCCUUUGAGACCGGAAUCAUUCUUCAUCACUAGAGAACAGAAGUAGAAAAGAGAUGUAAAACCACAACUGACCUCAGUGUUAAGGAAAUCCAAUAGCUAUGCUCUGUAUUCAUAUUUCUCUUCAUGUGACUUUUCCUUUGUUUGUGGCAUGCUGCACUUCAUACAUUCAUAUAAUAUACUAUACGUAACCUCAACACAAGUUAUUGAGAUUUAUACUUUGAACAACGAUAG
Molecule: messenger RNA, 1251 nt
Organism: Hypomesus transpacificus
Lineage: Eukaryota; Metazoa; Chordata; Actinopteri; Osmeriformes; Osmeridae
Exons: 5
Coding region: 163-990 (275 amino acids)
Source: RefSeq, a predicted model, not a curated record